Camelina sativa (false flax) is the source of this 894-nucleotide messenger RNA. Lineage: Eukaryota; Viridiplantae; Streptophyta; Magnoliopsida; Brassicales; Brassicaceae. The record is from RefSeq and is a predicted model, not a curated record.
AUGUGCGAGACGUCGUCCUAUCGGUUAUACUGCAAGGGUCUGGUGAGUGAAGAGGUGGUUAAGGACGAGACUAGGCAGAUCGGUGGUUUUGGUGUGGCCAUCUGUGACCCCGAGGAUAACCGACUAUAUGAGAUGAAGAAAGCUCUGGGAGAUGAAGAGUCCACACAGCAGGAGGUUGCGGAAUUGGCGGCCUUAGUUUAUGGGUUGAAGUGGGCGUUGGAGCUCGAUUUGGCAAGGGUCACAUUCUUCUGUGAUGAUUCCAAUAUCUUAGAAUACGUAACAGGUAAAGCUGAACCAAGCGAGUCCAGUGUAGCAACACUUGUGAAGGAAGUGGCUCUUCUUCAGAGCAGAUUCUCUUGCGAAGCACUUCCUGCAUCUGUGAGCAGGGGUGGCAUCGCUUUUGUCCUUGAGCAUGCCAGAGCUGCUAUAGUUUCCCAGAUCAGGUGGCGUGAAGGUGACGUCUACAUGGAGACUUGUCCAAUAUGCUGUGAAGACGUCCCAUGUGAUGACAAGUUUGAGGUACCUGGUUGUUUCCACCGCUUCUGCGUUGCUUGCAUUAAGAGACUAGUCGACGAGGCACUAGAUUGGCAUAAACCAGCAAAGUGCCCAAGCUUGGGUUGCAACUCGGUACUACACAGCGAGGAUUGUGAAGGUGUUUUGGAUCCUGGGCGGGUUAGAUACAUGACUGAAUAUCUUUCGGAGGCUGCGCUGCUUGAUCAUAUGACCCGACAAGAGGAGAGGAGGAUCAAAAAGCAAGAGACUACAGGCUGUCCGUGGCCGCCAGUCGAAUGUACGGUUAGAAUGGAGAAGACCAAGCUAAUUGAAUACUCAAAAACGUUCUUCGCUGAUGCUGAGCUUUUAGGAGGAGCCAGAAAGUGCAUGGGAGACUUAUAA